Molecule: messenger RNA, 1376 nt
Organism: Balaenoptera musculus (blue whale)
Lineage: Eukaryota; Metazoa; Chordata; Mammalia; Artiodactyla; Balaenopteridae
Product: translation machinery-associated protein 7-like
Exons: 1
Coding region: 407-754 (115 amino acids)
Source: RefSeq, a predicted model, not a curated record
UCUUCACUAAAAAAAAAAAUUGCUGAGAUAAAUUUUAAAAGACACAAAUUAAUGGGGAAAUAUAUCAUGUCCAUGGACUGGAAGAUUCAAUAUUGUUUGUCAAUUCUUCCCAAAUUGAUCCAUAAAUUCAAUGCAAUUCCUAUCACUAUCCCAACAGGCUUUUUUUUAACGAAAAAUUGACAAACUAAAUAUAAAAUGUAUAUGGAAAAGGAAAGCACCCAAUAGCCAAAGCAAUCUUGGAAAAGACUGCAGAACAAGACUUAAUUUCAAGAUGCUGUAAAGUCACAAUAAUCAAAACAGUGUGGUAUUGGUAAGGAUCAACACACAGAUCAAUGACAUAAAAUAAAUCAUCCAGAUCCACAGAUACAUGGUCAACUGAUUUUGACAAAAGCACUGAGGUAAUGCAAUGGGUGGGCAAAGAUUUCUUGGGACACACAAACAAGCACGAACCAUAAAAGGAAAAAUAGAUAAACUGGACUUCAUCAAAAUUAAAAACUUUUGUUCUUCGAAAGACAUCAUUAAGAAAAUAAAAAGGCAGGGGGAAGGGGCAGCAGGCACCAUGCUGGGCCAUGAAGGUGGCAAGAAGAAGUCCUUGAAGCAGCCCAAGAAGCAAGCCAAGGAGAUGGGCAAGGAAGAUAAGGCACUCAAGCAGAAAAAGGAGGAGGAGCAGAAGAAACUCGAGGAGCUAAAAGGGAAGGCUGCAGGGAAAGGCCCCCUGGCCACAGGUGGAAUUAAGAAAUCUGGCAAAAAGUAAGCUGUUCCUGGAAUUCCUUGGUGGUCCAGUGGUUAAGACUUGGUGCUUUCACCGCCAUGGGCCCGGGUUCGAUCCCUGGUCAGGGAACUAAGAUCCCACAAGCUGCACAGCGUGGCCAAAAAAUAAAUAAAAUAAAAUUUUAAAAAAGUAAGCUGUUCCUUGUGCCUGAGGCAAUGAUGAUUCCAUUCCUGUUUAAACAUCUGGAUUCCCUGCCAUAACAUCUGUCGCCACCUAUAGCUAUAGCUUGGAACCUUUUGUACAUUUAAGAAUAAAUUUUUGUAAAAAAAAGAAAAUCAUACAGUGGCUCAUCUUGUCUUUAGUUUUUCUCAGCCAUUUUCUACCUUAGCUAUGAGAUCCGCAUAAACCCAGCGCAGAAUCCUGCCAAAGUGUGUUCCUAAGUCCUUGUUCUAUCCUGGAUUCUGCAUCACCUGGAAUGAAACCAACUCAUUUGAAAAAUAAAAAGAAAAUUAAAAGGCAAAUCACAGACUGGGAGAAAAUAGUGACAACACACAUCUCUGAAAAAGGAUUUGUAGCCAGAAUAUACAAAGAACUCUUAUAACUCAAUAAGACAAAACAACACAACUUUUUUUUUUUCUUUGGCCUCACCGUGCAGCAUGUGCGA